AUGGCCGUUCUUCUUUAUAUAAUUGGCAUUUCAACUGCAUUUCUAUGUGUUCCCCUUUUCCAGAUCAGCCAAAGUUAUUAUCAAGCUCGGCGGAUCGGCUUCCCUGUUGUCAUCAGCCCAAUUGACCUGUCUAGUCGGGUGGUAAGGCUUGCUGGGGACCGUAUCCUGCCCAUAAUCAAAUGGCUUCCAUUCAACCUGGGACAUUUCGUUGGAUUUGGACAUUUCUUCGAGGAUCGAUAUCGGGCACACCAACGGCUGGGUCCAGUAUUCAGUAUUGUCAGUCCUGGACGGAUAACGUUGGUAGUUGCGGAUCCCAAAGUCGCCAAUGAUAUUCUUGUUCGCCGGAAAGACUUCGUUGUAGGUGCUCGAGGAGGUCUUUCUUCUCAGAAAUUCCCCAGAUCUCCUGGGAUUGCUCUCCACAGACUGCCUACUGACCCUCCAGCCCAGAAAUCCAAAUCGGUUUUCAAAACUCUUGAAAUCUUUGGCCCAAAUGUCGACACUUUGAACGGGGAAGCCUGGCAGCGACACCGACGCCUCACUACCCCUCCCUUCAACGAACGCAACUCCAAUCUAGUCUGGCGCGCAUCCAUCUUCCAAGCGUCGGGUAUGCUGCAAUCCUGGCUCUCUGCCGGUGGUUCAGGGGUGACCAAGACCCCCAGCGAUGUCAUGACUUUAGCCUUGCACGUAUUGACAGCUGCCGUGUUCGGAAAGACGCACGAAUACGAAGGCGGCUUGACCAAGCUGAGUGACAAUCACACAACCUCGUACAAGGAUUCUCUCCGGAUAAUUCUCAGCAAUAUCUUUUUGUCGUAUAUUGUAAAAGCAAACCUUGCUCCAACCUACAUGCCUAAGAGCAUGGUAGAGGAGGUGGGGAAUGCGUUGGAGGAGUUCCAGCAGUAUAUGGAAGAGAUGGUUGAAGAAGAGAAGACGAAAACCACUGAUAGCACCAAAGAUACCAGGACUCUGAUUAGUGCUCUGGUUCGCGCGUCCGAGUCGGAAAAGCAAGGUGGAGGGCGAACAGGUUUGACGGAUAAAGAGAUGUAUGGAAAUUUGUUCAUAUACAAUCUUGCGGGCCAUGAUACGACGGCGAAUACGAUUGCGUAUGCCAUCUAUUUGAUGGCGUCGGAUGAGCGCUGGCAAGCGUGGAUAAGAGAAGAGCUGGAUUCUGUAUUCGGAGACAGGGAUAACGUGAGCGAAGAUGAUUACGAGCGGGCGUUUCCUCAGCUGAAAAGAUGCCUUGCGCUUAUGUACGAGACGCUUCGGCUAUACGGCCCCGUAGUCAUGAUUCCGAAGCAUAUUGAAAAGCCCACAAAGCUCGUGUUCAACGGAACUGAGCAUCUCAUCCCUCAAGAGACAACUGUCAUUGUCAAUGUCACAGCGCUUUGUACGUCCCCUGAGUACUGGGGGCCCGAUACCAUGACGUGGAGGCCAGAUCGCUGGAUCACAAGCAGCGGCCAGAAUGCGGAUCUUCAGACUGAAGAGAUCAAGCAGCCAGCAUCAAAAAAAGCCUUUGUACCAUGGGCCACCGGACCAAGAGUUUGUCCCGGCAAGAAAUUCUCUCAGGUUGAGUUUGUGGCUGUCAUUGCUCUGUUGUUCCGGAAACAUCGUGUAGCACCGGAGAUGAAAGAGGGAGAGUCGAAGGAAGAUGUGAAGAGGAAGGUUUUAGAUACGGUGGAGGACUCGCGAUUGGUGAUGACGUUGCGGAUGAACAAUCCUGAGAGAGUAAAGCUCAUCUGGGAGGCAAUUUGA
Drepanopeziza brunnea f. sp. 'multigermtubi' MB_m1 is the source of this 1749-nucleotide messenger RNA. RefSeq lists its product as uncharacterized. Gene Ontology annotation, molecular function: heme binding; oxidoreductase activity, acting on paired donors, with incorporation or reduction of molecular oxygen; monooxygenase activity. The record is from RefSeq and is a predicted model, not a curated record. NCBI's taxonomy places the organism in Eukaryota, Fungi, Ascomycota, Leotiomycetes, Helotiales, Drepanopezizaceae.